AAAACCAAAAGUACUCACUGAAUACGCCAAAAGCUGGAGUCAGAGUCAGACGCUUGAUUAAUUUGAACAUCUCUACGACUUUGCAUAUAAGUGUAUGUGGACUGCAUUUUUCCCUUAUCCCAUCACACACUACACUCACAGGAAAUCAGGAGCGACCUGCGGAACACACAGAGGGACAUGGCGGCUCGCGUUGAAAUCAUCGGGUGCUUGAUCGUUGUUGCGGUUCUUCUCCAGGGUGCAGCAGCAGCUGAUACACACCAUGUUGGAGGCAAUAUAUCAUGGUCUAUUCCUACUGAAGGCGAGUCUGCAUACACGACCUGGGCUAGUGGAGAGGAUUUCAAGCUUGGCGACACCAUUGUGUUCAAUUGGACUGGAACACACACCGUGGCCAGGGUAUCCAAGGACGUUUAUGAUAACUGCACCACAGCCAAUGUAUUAGACAAUGAUAUCCAAGCAACAAGCCCAGUAAAUUAUACUCUGAAUUCUACAGAGCCUCAGUACUUCAUCUGCACCAUCGGUCGACACUGCUCACUUGGCCAGAAGGUCACCAUCAGCAUCUCAUCUGCCACAUCUCUCACCGUUGGUGCUGUAACCACCAUGCUCUUGGUCAUGGCCAUCUCUUUCUUGACUUCCAUAUAAAUCUCCCACAUUUUCUGUGUUCUGUCUUAGUGUCCUGGUACAGUAGUGGUGAUCAUUCACUUGAAUAAUGUAUCUGUUUUUGGAUUGAAUUAUAACAGUAUUUAGAUUUGUCUACA
Vitis vinifera (wine grape) is the source of this 755-nucleotide messenger RNA. RefSeq names its product umecyanin. Gene Ontology annotation, molecular function: electron transfer activity. NCBI's taxonomy places the organism in Eukaryota, Viridiplantae, Streptophyta, Magnoliopsida, Vitales, Vitaceae. Gene Ontology annotation, cellular component: plasma membrane. The coding region runs from base 178 to 639 and encodes 153 amino acids. The record is from RefSeq and is a predicted model, not a curated record. The transcript is spliced from 2 exons.